Molecule: messenger RNA, 930 nt
Organism: Colletotrichum spaethianum
Lineage: Eukaryota; Fungi; Ascomycota; Sordariomycetes; Glomerellales; Glomerellaceae
Product: peptidoglycan deacetylase
Exons: 4
Coding region: 1-930 (309 amino acids)
Biological process (GO): carbohydrate metabolic process
Molecular function (GO): hydrolase activity, acting on carbon-nitrogen (but not peptide) bonds
Source: RefSeq, a predicted model, not a curated record
AUGAGCAAGAAGCGGGUACUCAUCAGCUACGGUGUUGAUGUUGAUGCUGUUGCUGGCUGGUUGGGCUCCUAUGGUGGCGAAAACUCGCCAAAUGACAUCAGCAGAGGGCUUUUUGCUGGCACAGUGGGCACGCGGAGAAUGCUGAAACUGUUCGACAAGUAUAAGAUCAGAACUACUUGGUUCAUUCCGGGUCACAGUCUAGAAACAUUCCCAGAAGAUAUGGCUGCAGUUAGAGAUGCCGGACAUGAGAUCGGCCUCCACGGCUAUUCUCACGAGAACCCAACCGACAUGACUAUCGAGCAGCAGCGAGAUGUCCUCGAUAAGACGUACAGAAUGCUAACUGAUUUUUGCAACGGCAAGACUCCGAGAGGAAGCGUUGCUCCAUGGUGGGAGACAAGUGCGGAAGGGGCCCAGCUCCUUCUGGAUUACGGCAUUGACUAUGACCACAGCAUGGCCCACCAUGAUUGUCAGGCCUACUUUUUGAACACGGGUGAAUCAUGGACCAAGAUUGACUACACUCAAAAAGCCGAAACCUGGAUGAAGCCUCUCGUGCGUGGUAGAGAUACUGGACUUGUCGAAAUCCCCUCGAAUUGGAACCUCGACGACUUACCACCUCUCAUGUUUAUAAAAGCAGCUCCGAACAGUCAUGGUUUCGUUAACACUCGUGACGUGGAAGAUACCUGGCGUGACCACUUCGACUACUUUUAUCGCGAAUACGACGAGUUCAUAUUGCCCAUAUCCGUGCACCCGGAUGUCUCAGGGAGACCACAUGUUAUCCUCAUGCACGAAAGAUUGAUUGAGUAUUUCAAAAGCCACAAGGGCGUAGAAUUUGUCACGAUGGCGGAAAUCGCGGAUGAAUUCAGGAGCAAGAACACGCCUGCCAAAGGUGCCCUAAUGCCGGCUGCACCCGGCGCCAUGUUGAGGAGGUAG